CACGCAAUCGUUUCAAAAAGCAGCAAAAACAUUUAUUGUGAACCUGGAAAACAAAACAUUACAAUUUUCGUAGUUUUCUUUCUUAGGCACUUACAGACAUUCUGAGUAACUUCCUUUUUUGUGGGGCUUUUACGACGUGACUUGGAGUGAUUUUCAGUGGCUGUAUCCGUUGAAAUGGUCCGCACACUGCCCGUAGUGAAACGUUAGAAAUUUUGCUUGUAUGAGUUGUAUCCGAGGUGUAAGCACUAAGCACCGAACCGACUAUGUGCUGCAGAACAUUUCUUCCAUUAUUGCGGAUUGUUUGUGAGUCCGCUUCUUCCCGGGAUACGCAAUGCGUUCGUCUUUCUUUGUGUACUUCGCUGCCUCGCAGAACAUAUGCAUCAGCGGUGCGCCUAGCCGAAGUUGGGAAGUUCGAAGAACCUAAGGAGCAGAACCUGAAAUACCCCACGGGACAGUUGUUCUUACAUCGGAUAUUUGGAUACAGAGGUGUGGUAUUAUUCCCGUGGCUGGCCAGAGUUUUCGACAGGGAUCUCGCAGGAAGGAAAGAAGGCAUCAAGAUCGAUCCUGCUCAGAACGAAGGCGCUGCCUUCAACAAUAUCGGGACGGGUCGUGAUGUGAAGGGCCGAGCUGUGCCAUAUUAUCAAGUUUUGAUUGACGCGCGGGAUUGCCCGCACAUUCGAGCUCAGUCGGAGACGGUGACGUUUCUUGGACAUCAGGAAAGCAGUAGAUCUCUGUACGCUAUUCCUGGACUGGAUUAUAUAUCUCACGACGAUGUCAUACCCUAUUCCAGUACCGAAAAGAAUGCCAUAAUGCAUGAUCUUUUUGAGAAAUUUCUUUAUCUGGAUACCGAGAAAGGUUCCUAUGAGCCGAAAGAUACACUGCGAGCUUGGCAAGAUCGGAACCAUCCAUGGCUUGAAUUAUCGGAUGUGCAUCGCGAAACGACGGAAAAUAUCAGAGUGACCGUGAUUCCCUUCUACAUGGGCUGUCGUCGGGAUACGGGGCAGGGAAAUGGACAAAGUGUUUACUGGUGGAGAUACUGCAUUCGCUUGGAAAAUUUAGGCGAAGAAACAGUACAGUUACGUGAGCGACAUUGGCGAAUCUUCUCCUUAUCUGGAACUUUGGAAACGGUUAGAGGACGAGGUGUCGUAGGACAGGAACCAGUGCUUUCUAAAGUUUUGCCGGCUUUCCAGUACAGUUCGCAUGUAUCGUUACAAGCACCUUCUGGCCACAUGUGGGGGACCUUUCGGUUCGAGCGGGAAGACGGCAGUUCUGUAGAUGUGAAAAUUCCGCCAUUCAGUUUGGAAUCUAAAGAUGAUGAUUCAUCGAACAUCACUGUUGUUUGAUCUUUCAUUCAUGACUAGGUACUCCUCGAUACAAUGUCUGAUUUGGAGUGUUGCUUCAAAAAUCCCUUGUAAUAGAGUUUAUCGGGAUUUCAAUUUGAUUUGAUUUUAUUUGUUCGUUGUGUACAUACGAUACAAAAUGUUAUGUUAAAGUACAGUACUUUGCAUAAUUAUUUUCAUCCCUUGCAGAUUUAGAGGAUUUUAAUAGAAGUUAGAGGGCUUUAAUAAAAUUAGACAGUAGAUUCUUGAAAUGUUGAAAUGUUUGUCGUAACAUUUUGCUAGCAUUUAUUGGUUUAUUUCGAGAAACAAAGUAAAACUGAUGCGCACUAAAAAGGUA
Molecule: messenger RNA, 1677 nt
Organism: Paramacrobiotus metropolitanus
Lineage: Eukaryota; Metazoa; Tardigrada; Eutardigrada; Parachela; Macrobiotidae
Product: polymerase delta-interacting protein 2-like
Exons: 5
Coding region: 264-1343 (359 amino acids)
Biological process (GO): error-free translesion synthesis
Cellular component (GO): mitochondrial nucleoid; nucleus
Molecular function (GO): DNA binding
Source: RefSeq, a predicted model, not a curated record